Messenger RNA from Anthostomella pinea, 1203 nucleotides. The record is from the annotation of a GenBank genome assembly. NCBI's taxonomy places the organism in Eukaryota, Fungi, Ascomycota, Sordariomycetes, Xylariales, Xylariaceae.
AUGGCUUCGAUGACGAGUCACGCCUACCCUGUCUACACCGGAACAUGGACCAACUGGUCUCGAGGGUCAGUCCUCGGGGCAAGAUUGACGUUGACCGACGAUAACGCCAACCUCCUGAUCGCCUUCUUCGCCUUCUACAUCACACUGGUCACAUCGAGGCUGUGGGCCAUAGCCUGCUUUGUUUUCCACCGCUCCUAUUCUUCGCCCAACCCCCAGGAUACACUGCACCAUCAACGACAGGUCUUUCUGCGUACCAACCCAGAGCCGGCCUCUGGCUUCUUGAGCCUCUUCGAGCUCCUGUUCGCCUGGAGGGGCAAGGCGAGGCGCGUCUACCGCCGUCUGCUGCCCCUUAUCACGCUUGCGGUCCUUCUGGCUGUCGGCUUUGCGUUCGCGACGGGCUACUCGUCACGAGUUGCAGUUGAUCACGAGGUCUUAUUGAUUGGGUCAGGUUGUGGCAUUGUCGAAAGUCAGGUGGGGAGGUCGAUUGAGGAGUUCGACUCGGUGCUAUAUCCCUCUGUGGCCAGUGAGGUCGAGACUGCGGCCAACUACGCCCAACAAUGCUAUCAGCCAUCCUCAUUUGCAACGCUCAGCUGCGACACCUUGGUCCAGACGAGCCUGAACUCGACGGUGGACCUGAAUGCGCCAUGUCCCUUUGACAACAGCUUGUGUCGUCACAAGGAUGCCAACAUCGAACUGGAUACGGGCUUCCUCGACAGUCACGAAGACUUCGGCAUCAAUGCUCCCUCGUCAGAGAGGUUCAAAUACCGGAAGGUCGUGCAAUGCGCACCCCUCGCCACCGAUGGUUACACGUCGAAAGUCAAUAUCUCUGAUGACCGACCAUACACCGGCUACCAUUACGGAAACAGUACUGUCAGGGACUUUAAUUACACAUACGGCUACUCCAAUGACAAAGUUUGGGAACAGUACCGUGCAAAUGGCAUCAUCUUCGUAGAGUCUAGUCCUGAUAGCUGGUAUCAAGCCACAGUUCUGGUCAACGCGACCUCCCGGGCGGGCACCGAGACCGUGCCCGUCUACAUCCAAGCCGAAGCUGCAUCGCCAUUGGGCUGUACUGAGCAGCACCAAAUCUGCAACCCCAACCUGUCCCAAGAGCAAGGCUGCACGCCCCUGCGCGGCACACUGGACAUCAUAGACAUAGCCCUGGCCCUGUACGAAGACGAGUCGGCGCAAACCCGACUGGAGUAG